CCCCAAGGUCUUGCCUUCCUACAUUCACGUCAAAGAUGCCGUCCUUUCUCUCAUCUUUCUUUUCUUUCCUUUCUGUCCUUUCCCAGUUCCCACCCCGAAAAAUAAGUAUUUCACCUUUCCCCUUCUCUUGAUUCUUGACUUUUAUCUCUUCCUCUUAUCCUUCUUCCAUCUUCUUCCAUCUAUACUUUGAUACUUCCCAUCCUUUCCCCAUCACCAACUCAAAACAUACUUCCUUCCACCGUCCAUCUUUAUCUCCAACAUCAAUCCUAUCCAUCUAUUAUCUAUCCAAUAGCAUCGAUCAAUUGAUGAUAAAAUAGUUACCUUAAAGUCGCGUCUUCUUUUGAUCAUCUCGCCAUCUAUUCAACAAUUAUAAACCAUCCUCUUUUUUAUUCAUCAUGGGUUCCUUCUCUCAUCAAUCCUUCUCUCAAUCUUCCCCCGUUCUUGCUAUGACACCGCAACUACCGCCUCAGCCUUCUUUCAAUAGACCAUCGUUUACCUCACCUUUCGUAAAGGCCCCUCUGUCAUCAGCACCUCAAAGUUCUUGGCUCACUCCGACGUCCGCACCUCAAUCAGCCGCAGGUCGCAAACGUUCACGCGACGAGGCUGAUUUUGAAGACGAGGAAUAUUUUUCACAGGCACCCGUCGAGCCAGUAAUUGUUGAGAACGAAGAGGAAUGGGAAUAUGGACCAGGAAUGACACUUAUCAAACCAAGCAAGGGCUACAUCUUGUCUGCAGAUAGUCAAACUGGUACAUGGUUGGAAGAGGAAGAAGCCGAAAUUAAGGCACAAGCAGCGUUGCGCGCGGCCAGCCCAGAAAGACCAAUAUUACGUUCGGCAAAGAGUCAAAGAAUUGAUCUGGGCUCCACACCAUCAAUCACCGAAGAGAUAAAGGUUGCAAAUAGUUUACUCUCAACACAACUCCAAGCUGGAGGUGUUGGCCCCGUCCAGCCUUCUAUCGAUGAGUACACUCGACACUUGGGUAUCGGCUGGUCAAAGCUAAGCCCCGACGAAGAUAUUCAGGCUGCGGUUCGUGGCUGGACAAAAUAUAUCGAGAAUCACUAUCCUGUCAACAAUGCGAUCAUUCGAUUGCAAAGUAGAGGUCUAGCUAGUUAUCUCGUCGAAGCCCAAGAAGGCUACUUUUUAUUUGGAGAUGACCUCAAACAAGGAAGAUUGGUGAGCACCAGCUUGGAGAAGACUUUUGAAAACCUCCGAGGACCAGUUCCUAUAUUUGAGGGUGAUAUGGUGAUUGAGGCUAGCGAAACACCAAAGGCUAGCAGUCCAAUUAUCAAUGCUAUGACAAAUGCACACGUUGAAGAAAUGAUGACGGAUGAAAAUCCUACGACUGAUCUCCCAAACCAUGUUGUGGAGGUUGAGAUGGAUAUGAGUUAAAUGCGAUUUACGGCCUUGGGCACCAAUGUACAAAAUGAAAUGGGUAUUCCUAAAGUUACAGGACACGGAGUUUUGCUAGUUUCACUGCAUUCGAAUUUGCAUAUGGGAUUUUGGAAUUAGGAUCAUCCACAAGGCUACCUGGCUAGGUCUAGCCUAAAUUUGUAACAUAGAAUAGGAGGGAGGUAGGUCAUGGGUUCGCUGGCUUUGCAUACUUUGCAAGACGUUUUUGCUUUCGUUGGCACGAGUUUAGUAGUCAAAGCCUAACAUGAGAGCAAGCUGUCGCACAAAUCUUAAAUACAAAAGUCUGUUGUAUCCUGAAAUAUUUUAUCCUUUAAAAUGAAGCGAACUGAUACGAACUUGUGGGCGCAACAAUGGUGAGCUUGGGAAAUUCGGGGCCUAAGGUUACUCAUCCAAGGUUGCUCGUCCAACCAGAUGGUGUGACGGAGAAGC
Molecule: messenger RNA, 1838 nt
Organism: Sclerotinia trifoliorum
Lineage: Eukaryota; Fungi; Ascomycota; Leotiomycetes; Helotiales; Sclerotiniaceae
Source: the annotation of a GenBank genome assembly